AGGUUUCUGCGCUGUCUCUAGGUAUGCGCAGUCAGUGCUUUGCCAUCCCGCCCAUGCAAAGGUGUGUGAGUGCUUUCUACUGCAUUCCUGUUUGUCUGCAUUUCAGAGAAGCUCUUUUUGUUCAUCGGAGACUGGCAAUCCAGCAGCUGUUUAACCUCGCUGCUCUUUAUUGAACUUGUCAGAUAGCAGCGCUGUGCCGUGAUGAACUGGACUGCGCUGGAAGGUCUGCUCAGCGGGGUCAACAAGUACUCCACGGUGUUCGGCCGCGUGUGGCUCUCGGUGGUCUUCGUCUUCCGAGUGCUGGUGUUCGUGGUGGCGGCGCAGAAGGUGUGGGGCGAUGAGUCCAAGGACUUCGUCUGCAACACGAAGCAGCCCGGCUGCACCAACGUCUGUUACGACAGCAUCUUCCCCAUCUCCCACGUGCGCCUCUGGGCCCUGCAGCUCAUCUUCGUCACCUGCCCCUCCUUGCUGGUGGUGGCUCACGUCAAGUACCGCGAGAUCAAGGAGCAGAAGUAUGCCAAAGCCCACAAGGGCUCCCACCUCUACGCCAACCCCGGGAAGAAGCGUGGCGGGCUCUGGUGGACCUACUUCUUCAGCCUGGUCUUCAAGGCCGGCUUCGACGCAGCCUUCCUCUACAUCCUCUUCUACAUCUACCACGGCUAUGACAUGCCCCGGCUCUCCAAGUGUGAGCUGGAGCCCUGCCCCAACGUGGUGGACUGCUUCAUCUCCCGCCCCACCGAGAAGAAGAUCUUCACCAUCUUCAUGGUGGUCACCUCGGCACUGUGCAUCUUCAUGUGCGUCAUCGAGAUGCUCUACCUGGUAGGCAAGCGCUGCCAGAAGAUCAUGAGGAUGAGUAAGCAGAACGAGAGGUAUCUCCUCUCAGAGUCCAGCCAGCCUGGAUUCAUCCAGCUCUACCAGCCCGUUCCGCUCAACAACAGCAGCGCCAAGGAAGGCAAGAAGGUGGUGAAGGUGCCAGCGCAGGUCAACAAUUCCACCCUUGAAACUGGGACCGGUUUAAGUGUGCCACACGGUGCUUCCCAGUCCACUUCAUCUUGCACUGCAGGACCUGCUUCACCAAACUGAAGCAAACCUUCUGUCACCUUUUUAAAGAGCUGCUCAGCACACCUUUAACGUAGCUGAAACUGGAACGAUCCGGGUGGAAAUAUUUACAUAACCAGAAAAAUACGUUAGUGAUUUUUAUUUGAUUUUUGGAAGUUAUGGCUCCAUCCAGCACUUUUUAUUUGAAGGUGUCAGUCGUUGGGUUCUGUAUGAAGGAUCUAAACCGCGACAGGUCUUAAUGCCACCAGCCUAACAUUUCUAAACCCCAGUGCACUUUAUUCUGAUUGGAUGUUAAAAAAGUGGCUCAAUUGAAACUGGAUUUAAAUGGAAUUAAAAAGCACCUGUAUUACAGAUGUGCCACUGUUUGAUGUUUCAACAAAUGCACCAUUAUUUUGUGUUACUAUUAUUAUUUUUUAUUUUAUUCAUUGUAGUCACCUUUAGCUUUUUAGCUACCUAGUUUGUGGUUGAGGUUUCACAGUCUGGUAUUCAAAGGAUUCGGUUUUGCAUGCGAGGCGGGCUUGUCUUUACAAUACCAAACAUUGUGCCAAUGGCUGAAAAACAAAACACAAUAAUUCAGCAGGGUGCAUCUCAGGCGGAACUACUCUCAGCAGCCCUUCUGCCCUUCUGCGCCACACUGCUCUUUUGUUGGACUGUACUGAGUAGGCAUGCACAACGGAGGUAAGAGGCAGGGUUAGCCAUGGGCCUGGAGCCAGAGCAGAGCUGGCGCUGAGGAUGCUGGAGCCAGAGCAGAGCUGGCGCUGAGGAUGCUGGAGCCAGAGCAGAGCUGGCGCUGAGGAUGCUAGACCGGAGCAGAGCUGGCGCUGAGGAUGCUGGACCGGAGCAGAGCUGACGCUGAGGAUGCUGGAGCCAGAGCAGAGCUGGCGCUGAGGAUGCUGGACCGGAGCAGAGCUGACGCUGAGGAUGCUGGAGCCAGAGCAGAGCUGGCGCUGAGGAUGCUGGACCGGAGCGGAGCUGGUGCUAAGGAUGCUGAACCGGAGCAGAGCUGGCGCUGAGGAUGCUGGACCGGAGCAGAGCUGACGCUGAGGAUGCUGGACCAGAGCAGAGCUGGCGCUGAGGAUGCUGGACCGGAGCAGAGCUGACGCUGAGGAUGCUGGAGCCAGAGCAGAGCUGGCGCUGAGGAUGCUGGACCGGAGCGGAGCUGGUGCUAAGGAUGCUGAACCGGAGCAGAGCUGGCGCUGAGGAUGCUGGACCGGAGCGGAGCUGGCACUGGGUCACUGGAGCGCUCUGGAGCUUGGAGCCGGGGCUGAGGUUCCGGGAGCACCUCCAUUAUUUCCUGCUUUUCACAUUUUAAGCAAACAGGGUAUUGUCAUGUUCAGAUAUCCGUUGAGGAUUCAGACGUGUAUUUCAAUAUAUGUUAAUUUGCAAAACGUUAUCUCAGUCAUUGUAUGUAACACUAUUAAAGUAUCCUGGAAGUAAGAAAGUCCAGACUUUACCCUUGUGAAUUAAUUACAAAGGAUGCCAUGCAGCAGUGACAGUUAAAAAUGAUGAUGAUUAUUGCUGUUAUUAAUGCUGUUGUUCAUGUAAAUGUAACACUGCACUGUACAAUGUGUGUGUCUGUUUACUCACUGCUACUCACACAAGCACAUCCUGGCAUGUCCUGGCUUGCCUCUCUGUGUACUUGUUUUGUAUGUGAUCGUAGCAGUUCUGUGCCUGGCUGGUUCUUAUGUAUUUUGAGAGGCGUGUUUUCUAUAUUAGUAGAAACAUCAACUCUAAGCAUGUUAGGAGCUUGUGAUGGUCAACAGUGUAAUCAGUCUGCACUGCGACUUCCUAAAACAACUCCCAGCGGACAUGAAAGGAAUCUGCGUGGUGUUUAUUUUAUACUGUGUGUUUAUUAACCCAGCAUGUGUGAUGUUCAUGCUGGAUAUUUGCAAGUUAAAGUCGCCAGUAUACUAUUCCUCUGAGUCACAGUCUCUGAGCGAGUCUCAGCGAGCCUGAUCAAUGAAACACUGAAACAAUGACUUCAAGAUUUGCAACAGAAAACCUCUGACAAACUCAAUGUUUCAAAGAAGGAAGAAGUUACAGGUGCCCUCCCUUUACACUGGCCUCAUUGCUGAAAGGUCGCUCAGAGACCCCAAUGGUAGCCUGUGCUGGGUGUUUGAUAGAACAUACCACACAUCCAUUAGUGCAGAAACAGCAAAGGACUGAAGAUUAAGAAGAACACACGCCAUGGGACAGUAAACAGAUAACAACAAAAAAAUGAAACGUCAUGAAAAUCAGAGGUCACACGUAGCGCUGCGCUUUCAAAACCCCUGCCAAAGCUAACUACAGUAAAAGCAAAGUGGAAUAAAGGGUACUGAAAGCCUGGGAAAGCAUCGGCAAGCAUUGUAAACCACAGAGAGGACAGGAUGAACUCUGCCUGGAUGUUUCAGCUAUUAUUAUUAUUAUUAUUAUUAUUAUUAUUAUUAUUAUUAUUAUUGUUAGCACCGGCUUUAAAAUUAGCGUUUCUUUUAUUUAGAUCAGAAUGUAUCUCUUUUCGCAAAACGUCCACAUCUUUCCAUACGGUACGUCAUCGUCUGCAUUUCCAAGCGAUGAAUCACAAUCGCCGCUCCCUCCGCUUUUGUCAAGGGUGGCAUUUUGUGGGUCGGUCGGGCUGGAUAAACGAACCGCAACACCAAAGAACGUAUUGC
This is a messenger RNA of Acipenser ruthenus (sterlet), 3707 nucleotides long. RefSeq names its product gap junction beta-4 protein-like. The record is from RefSeq and is a predicted model, not a curated record. Gene Ontology annotation, cellular component: connexin complex. The transcript is spliced from 2 exons. The coding region runs from base 202 to 1083 and encodes 293 amino acids. Lineage: Eukaryota; Metazoa; Chordata; Actinopteri; Acipenseriformes; Acipenseridae. Gene Ontology annotation, biological process: cell communication.